Parnassius apollo (apollo) is the source of this 1950-nucleotide messenger RNA. The record is from the annotation of a GenBank genome assembly. NCBI's taxonomy places the organism in Eukaryota, Metazoa, Arthropoda, Insecta, Lepidoptera, Papilionidae.
AUGUCAAGUAGUGCGAAAAGGUCGGGUGUUUGGAAAUACUUUGUGGAGGUUGAUAAAAACAAAUCUAAGUGUAAUUUGUGUGGAGUUCAACUAUCACGUGGAGGUAUGGGAAAAACUGCGACUACUUCGUCCAUGAAAAGACAUUUGCAGACUAAACAUAAGUCGGAGUAUGAAGAGGUUUUUGGUACUACAAGUAUUGCUUCAAGUAGCAAAGAAUUUGUCUCUCAGUCCAGUCAAUCACAAGUGAGUGGUUUUUUGAAGCAGCCGUCUUUAGAAGAUAUGUUAGAAAAGAAAAAGUUGUGGGAUAUUAAUGAUUCUAGAGCAAAGAGGUGCCAUUAUUUAAUCGGUGAAAUGAUCGCAGUGGAUAACGAGCCAUUUUCUAUCGUGGAAAGUCAUGUAGGGUUUCGCCGGUUUGUCAAUAAUAUUUUACCGCAGUACGAGAUACCAAGCCGAAUAUAUUUUAGCGAAAAUGUAAUUCCAGAUAUAUAUAACAAAGUGGUGAACAAUAUCAAGUCAAGAUUGGCACCGGUCAACCACAUCUCUUUUACUACAGACAUGUGGACAUGUCAAACUAACAAAACUUGUUUCCUCAGUUGUACUGCCCAUUGGUUAGAAGAAAGUUAUAUGCUUGGUCAUGCAGUGCUAGAUAUAAAGGUUUUCCCAGAGAGUCAUACGGCAGAAAACAUAAAGAAAAGCUUACUCGAUUCGGUUUCCGAUUGGAACAUACCAGCUACGAAAGUACGUGCCGUUGUACAUGACAAUGCAGCAAAUAUAACAAAAGGUGUGAAAGACGCAAACUUCCCUUCUUUUCGUUGUUUUAUUCACACUCUGCAAUUAGUAAUUAAUGACGCUAUAGACGCUAAUACUUCUGUUAAAGAAACAAUUUCUGCUGCUCGACGAAUCGUGACACAUUUCAAUCACAGUGGUUAUAACAAACUUCACGAGAUUCAAGAGGAACUUGGCCUUCCAAAAAAGAAACUACAUCAAGAUGUUAUUACCAGAUGGAACUCAACUUAUUAUUUACUGGAACGUAUUAUUGAACAGAGACGAGCUAUUUCUGUCUACUUCGCAGAAUCUCGAAAUUUGAAUUUUGAAAACUUGUCAAGCGAUCAAUGGGAAAUAGUGUUGCAGUUAAUCAUAUUAUUGAAACCUUUUGAAGAAGUGACGAAAAUAACUAGUAGCACGUAUUCUCCUAUUUCCGAUGUAAUUCCGCAUGCUGUCACAUUGAUGAGAUAUUUACGAAAAGAAGAACUGUCGGAGAAAACGUAUCAAGUUGAUGAUUUUAGAAAUGCCCUCGUAAGCAAUAUGAACAAAGUCACGCGUUUCAAUCUUGAAUAUUUGUUUGAAAACAGAACUUAUCUCCUUUCGACCUUUUUAGACCCACGCUACAAAAUCAACUUUUAUAAUGCUUAUCAAGCAGAUCAAGCUCGCAAGGCUGUCCUAAGAGAAGCUCUAAAAAUAUCGCUAGACACAGAAGAUGAUGAACUUGUCAUUGAUGCAGAGCCAGCAGAAAAAAAAGCUAGAAUGAUAGAUAGAGAUCAUACUGCUUCUGAAGCUCAUAAUCUAUUCUGGGAAUGUUUUGAAGAAGCCGCUGACGCAUCAACUAGUUACCAGCCUAAUGAUCCUAAGAAUUCCGCUGCAGCAGAGUCUCGUCGAUUGCUUUCCACUACUGAAAUAGCUGAUGCCCUCGAAGCUUUGGAGGAGGUGGAAGACAUUCAAGGUAUAGAUGUUUAUAUAGAUUCACCAUGUAACGGUGAAAUUUCUGAUGGUGACUCGGGGGAAGAAGACUGUUGCGAUUUUGAUAGAUUGAAUCGGCACCAGCUUCUCGCGCCUGCUGAGCUAGUAAUUCACACGUCGAAAGAUGACCAGCAUGUUGAAAUCGAGGCUAUUGAACCUGAAAUCUCUUCUUCUACUCCUGCUAAAACUCGACGUAUGCCUAAAAAGUCUUAA